AUGAACCAACCAAAGCCGAAACCAUCAAAACGACUGGACCUGCAAGGCAUCCGUGCAUUGGCUAUUAUAAUAGUACUUGGAUUCCAUUUUUAUCCAGAAUACUGUCCAAAUGGAUACCUUGGAGUUGAUCAAUUCUUCGUCUUAUCCGGAUUCCUAAUGUGUAUGUUGUUGAAACGUGCCGAAAAUCAAUCCCCAUGCCAAUUAGUCAGUCUCUUUUACUCCAAAAGAUUCAAACGAAUCCUCCCAUUAUACCUACUGGUUAUCCUUGUUUCCAUGAUUUGCCUCUAUUCAUUUUUCCCGGAUACCGCUAUCGAAACUAAUCAGGAAUCUGCUAUCCAUGCUCUUCUCUUCGUGUCCAAUCGGCCUAAAACAGUUGCCGAGGAUUAUUUUACAAUGCUAUCCAUCGCAGUCGACAUCUUCACCCAUACCUGGUCGUUAUCCGUGGAAAUUCAGUUCUAUUUUUUGGUUCCAUUCAUUUUUCUACUAGCUACCAAGAUUCCAGAAAAGUUUCAAUUGGGAUACUAUGGAGUAGUUGGAUUCAUCUCAUUCGUUCAUUUUUAUACACUUCCCUCCUCAGUGGCCUUCAAUAGCGUUUUUGCUAGAAUUUGGCAGUUUUUGAUUGGAAUGACAGUGUACUUGCUCGGAAUCUCUAAAUCCGAAUUUCACUAUCAAGUUUUGAAUAAUCUAGAAGAAUCAGAACCAGAAUCCAAACAGCUUCUUGGAGACGAAGAGAGCCAAGAAACAGAAUGCUGCCCCAAUGAACAGUUUUCGAACUUUCUAAAAUACUCUCAGCCCGUGACAUUUGUUUCAUUGAUCUGUUUGAUAUGUAUCAAUGUGUUCCCAUUGGCUUUACCUUCUUUAGUUGUGAGACCAGUCGUAACAAUGGGUACCGGAUUUUUGAUGCUAUUAUCUGAGGAUAAUUGGAUACUAUCUAACAAAGUAUUGACCUAUAUCGGUGACAUCUCUUAUUCCUUGUACCUGAUUCAUUGGCCAAUUUAUGCUUAUUGGAAAUUAACUUUCGAAGGAAACCAAAUUUUUCUUAUUCUUGCCUUGAUCUCUGCUCUGAUCCUUGCCGUAAUUACAUUUGAGACUUUUGAAAAAUGGUAUCUAAAACUGUCGUCUACAAAUAUUGGAGUACUCGUGGUGGUGCUUUUUUUCCUAAAUGUUGUUGUAAUCAAUAAGGAUGAGAUCACGGACCAUAUUGAUUCGAUUGGAAAGAACAUUUCAAGUCUAGACAAUGUUACAGAUGAUAUGACAGUUGACGACGCCGAGCGCCUAAACCACCGAUGGAGCGUAAAUGACAAUAAAAACUUGUUCGAUCCCACAUGUGUCUACGAGAACCCGAAAUCUGCAUUGGGAUGGUGCAGGCAUACUGGACUAUCCGGAAAAUUCAAGAUGGCUACCAUUGGAAACAGUUGGACAGCGAAUCAUGCUAAAAUGUUCUAUCAGGAGUGUGGGUAUAAGGCGAAGAGUAUUUAUCAAGGAUCUGCGUUUGGAUGCGAGCCUUUAUACCCCAGUGCCCAGAGUAAAAUGUGCCGAGAGAACUUCACGGAUUUUGAAGUUCGCAUUCGGAAGGAAAAACCAGACUACGCAUUUAUUUUCACAAGAUACAUGUCAAUCGGUGCUCCGUGGCCUUCAAAUGUCACAAGUUUCAAACAGGACCCAAUUUACCAAACUAUGAAGGAACAAAUGCUCAAAUUCAUCGAGAAUAUAAAAUAUAAAUUGUACAUUUUGGAUGCGAUUCCUAGAAUCAACAGAGGUGCAGUUAACCAUAUCGCAAGUCUGAUUAGGAAUGGAACUGAUCCAAUUGCCAUAGAUAACCUACUAGUUCGACCUCAUGAAUAUGAAAUGGCUCGAAAACGGCAUGCUCAACUGGUUAAGGAUUGUAAAGGGAAAUGCGUAAUGGUAGAUUAUAAGCCAGAAUUUUAUAAUUUGGAAACCGAAACUUUUCGAUAUUUUGAUGAGAGAGGAUUCUCUUAUUGGACUACACCACAACAUUUAUCACCUCAUGGAAUCGAACAUAUCCGACAUGUCUGGACGGAUAUUUGUAAAAAAUUAUAA
Messenger RNA from Caenorhabditis briggsae, 2061 nucleotides. Gene Ontology annotation, cellular component: membrane. Gene Ontology annotation, biological process: polysaccharide biosynthetic process. Bases 1 to 2061 code for a protein of 686 amino acids. Gene Ontology annotation, molecular function: acyltransferase activity, transferring groups other than amino-acyl groups. The transcript has 10 exons. The record is from RefSeq and is a predicted model, not a curated record. Lineage: Eukaryota; Metazoa; Nematoda; Chromadorea; Rhabditida; Rhabditidae.